GCUAAUAGCCACUCCCCCCCACCACCACGCUCCUCCUUCCCCUCCCCGUGUCGCUUCUCAGUGGGAGAAAGAAGGAGCGGUGGGGCUCAGCUUCUCUCGGCCCCUCGUGUCGUCCGCCAAACCUCGGGUCCUUCCCCUAUGGCCACGGCACAGCGAUGGGCGCGUGCUGGUCGUGGUGUGUGGCCGCGCUGAGGCCGGGCGGUGCGGCCGGGAGACCCAGGCUCUCUCGAGCAGGCGGAGGGUCUAAAUAUUUUAAGUCUGGCUACGCCGCAGAGCAUACAACCAUCGAGUUUGAAAACUUGGUGGAAGAAGAUGAGGUUUACAGCAGUGUCAACGCCAACCCAAGGAUGUUCACCGAGGAGGAGGUGAGGACCCUGCGGGAAGGGAAAUACGAGCACCUGGUUGACGAGCAGAGGAACCUCGACCAGAGAUUGGCGCAGCAGUUACGGGAGCAGGAGGAGAGGUUGAAAAAGGAGGAGGAGGAUUUACACAGGGCACAGAGGCUGGCUGCCCUACAUGCCAAGCAAAAGCAUGCGCGCCAGGAGAGAAGCUCUGACCUGGAUAAGUCGUGGGUGGGAGACAGUGCUGAUGAGUGGCAAGUGGCCGAUGAGGAAGAGGACUUUGAUCAUUAUCUGCAGGGGGUCAAGGCAAGAUCGGAUGCUUUUAGGAACAAAUACCGGAUCGUUGCGGACGCGGCGAUCACCCCCAACACGGAGAGCAGCCGCACGCGGUCGUCCGCCGACGACAGUGCCUCGCUUGACCUGGAGUGGGAGGACGAGGAGGGCAUAAACCGCAUGCUGGAGGCUCACGAGCGCUCGCGCACGGAGGAGGACCUCCUCCAAGCGUCCAUGAUGCAACCCGAGUCUCCCCGCCCGCCAGGGAGGGCGAGGAGCGACCGCGAGCAGCAGCAGCAGCAGCAGCAACGGCGGCGACAGCAGCAGCAGCAGCAGCAGCAGCAGCAGGGCGACACCGGCGGCAACGGCUCCACCCCGGCCGCCACCUCCACCUCCGAGUCGUCCCCGGGGCUCGAGUGGGAGAACGACUUUGUGGGCGCCCAGGUGGACGAUAACGGCAACGACGACGGAGGCGGCGCGCCGGCCGCCGCGGGCUCGACCGACGGAUCCACGUCGGGGGACGACAGACACGCGGCCGAUAGGUAGCCGCCGUUUCGUGACGCACGCAAGCGGCGGCGGCGGUUUGUAAUUGUCAUUGCCACCGCCGCACAUCGUACGUGUGUUGCCUUGCAGCCGCUUUGGCCCAGACACAUUCCGUCUUUCUCCUCCUCCUCCUCCUCCGUCCCCUCCAUCUCCUCCAACGUUUAUAUUGGCAAAGUGGCAGCUGUCCGGGCUAAGGACCCGAGGAGGGGUAGGUACGGUGUUCACAAUUGAAUUCCAUGUGAAUUUGAUACACGGUCCCUUGGCACACAGUUGGCCUAAGUCACAAGAUAUAUUGAUUUGUCGCAAAGCAGAUGUUUCUUUUUCUUCGAAAUUGGCUUAACAUCUCAGGCAGGACCCUAUCUCGCCAAUGAGUCUCAAGACUUUACUUACCCAGCAUUUGCUGGGUAGAGCAUUAACGUUAAAGAGUCAAGUCAUGACGUCCGACAAAUUAGUCGAAUGAUGGUGCUGGUUAAGGGCUGCGGGAAGGAGAAGUGAUGCUCUGUGCAUCACCAUCGGUCUCUCAAGAGGCAAAUUAUUAUUUUGUCCAUUAGACCAAUAAAAAAAUAUCGGGGGAAAUCAAAGCAGGGAAAUUGUUGCUUUCAAUAAAAAUUUAGUUGCUGAACACAGUUUUUACAUUUUCUCUGUUUUGCAGGUUUAUGCAAUGAUGAGCUUAUAAAAAUUGAUUUUUUUUCGUGUGGUUUAUAUUGAAACCACUGGUAUGUGAUGUGGCCUAACGCAAUGAGUAAGGGGCGGGGGGGGGGGUGUUUUCUCAUGUAUAAUGCACUGGCUUUAGAUGCUCAACACGCUGGGGAGAGAUGUUUUAUUGAAGCUACUGUAUUUCCGCAAUGUUUGUAUUAAUCUGCCUCGAAGUGUUAUCGGAACGGAAGCCCAAGUUUGUUUGUAAUGCAGAGAUGUGAUCCUGAAGCAUUUUGCGUGUGUGUAAAAUACUUGGCUGCAUUCCUCAUCGGAUGUUCAAGAACACGUGCAGCAUUUCUGCAAUUGUCUGAAGAAACGCAGCACAUUUACAAAACCGUGGUGUCUUGAUUUGUGAAUAACUCUUCCUUUACGUGGACAUCUGUGUUAGUGAUUUUCUACCCCGUUAUCAACACGCUUAACGGUUUCACACACACACAGACAAAGAUCUCCUGUGUAGCCUCUACAUGCUUUUUGGGGCUAGUGCUGUUAGCGAUAACCUAUGAAGGGGGUGGGUGGCCAGCACCACGCCCGGCCUCCUUUCUCUCCCCAGUGGCGAUGUUUACACACCGCACCACGUCCUCAUUUGAGGCUGAGUC
This is a messenger RNA of Petromyzon marinus (sea lamprey), 2449 nucleotides long. It is a transcript of the gene AP1AR, whose product is annotated as adaptor related protein complex 1 associated regulatory protein. NCBI's taxonomy places the organism in Eukaryota, Metazoa, Chordata, Hyperoartia, Petromyzontiformes, Petromyzontidae. Gene Ontology annotation, biological process: regulation of Arp2/3 complex-mediated actin nucleation; negative regulation of cell motility; negative regulation of substrate adhesion-dependent cell spreading. The record is from RefSeq and is a predicted model, not a curated record. Gene Ontology annotation, cellular component: endosome. Gene Ontology annotation, molecular function: kinesin binding; AP-1 adaptor complex binding.